Astyanax mexicanus (Mexican tetra) is the source of this 1127-nucleotide messenger RNA. It is a transcript of the gene rbbp9, whose product is annotated as retinoblastoma binding protein 9. The transcript has 5 exons. The record is from RefSeq and is a predicted model, not a curated record. Gene Ontology annotation, molecular function: hydrolase activity. NCBI's taxonomy places the organism in Eukaryota, Metazoa, Chordata, Actinopteri, Characiformes, Acestrorhamphidae. Bases 82 to 636 code for a protein of 184 amino acids.
CCCUGUAGAGAGUCUUUGGUAGUGCACAGCACACUAGUUCACUGGUGUUGUUGGUCCAUUUGUGAACAGUAAGCAGAAAUCAUGCCUCUGAAGAGAGUUGUGAUUGUUCCAGGCAAUGGUGCAGGGGACGUGGUGCACUGUAACUGGUAUGGAUGGGCCCAUAAGCAGAUUAAUAAGAUUCCAGGUUUGUCCAGCCAUUUGAAGAACAUGCCAGACCCAGUGACUGCCAGGGAGAGCAUAUGGCUGCCCUUUAUGGAGAAUGACCUGCUGUGUGAUGAAGAAACAGUGAUCAUUGGUCACAGCUCUGGAGCUGCUGCAGCUAUGAGAUAUGGUGAGACGCACAAGGUAUUUGGUAUCAUUCUGGUGGGAGCCUACACCUCAGACCUGGGAGAUGAGAAUGAGAGAGAGAGUGGGUAUUUCAGCCGGCCGUGGGAAUGGGAGAAGAUCAGAGCAAACGUGAAGCAUAUCGUUCAGUUCGGAUCAACAGAUGAUCCUUUCCUACCCUGGGAGGAGCAGCAGGAAGUAGCUGAUGGACUGAAGGCAGAGCUUCACAAAUACACAGACCGUGGACAUUUUCAAAACACACACUUCCCAGAGCUCAUCAAUGCUGUCCAGAAACUGACAAAAGCUGAAUGAGGGGUUGAAAGGGUGGCAUUUCCAACAACAAUGGUGGUAAGGGGUCUAACAACGAACCUUACAUACUGUCUCCUUGUAUUCAUCAGUUAUAUUCAGACACAGCCUUCAAGUCUCUUCUAAGGUGGCCCAGGAUUACCAGUUUUCCUGGAAACUUGUGUCAGGAUGGAAGACAGAGAAGUGAAUUCCAGUCUGAGAGAAGUGAGGGACACACCCACAAACCUUAAAUCACUCAGUUUAUUAUUAAAUGUUAAGCUUAUGAUUACAAUAACUAUAAAGCAUUCUGUAAAUGUUGGGGCUUUUAUUUUAUUUUGAUAAAGUAUUUUCAGAUUCAUAAACUCAGUAAAAUCAUAUAUGCCAGUAGUUAAACACUUUCUUGAUAAUAAUAGCCUUCCAAAUAUCCUGAAACGUUUUUCUGGUCAUGCAAACACCUCAGCUAAAAAAACUAAUCUUACUUUCUUACACAACAAGUGGACCAAAAGGAAUGCUCCAAA